This is a messenger RNA of Argentina anserina (silverweed cinquefoil), 3211 nucleotides long. RefSeq names its product lysine-specific demethylase JMJ26-like. The transcript has 13 exons. Bases 252 to 2897 code for a protein of 881 amino acids. The record is from RefSeq and is a predicted model, not a curated record. NCBI's taxonomy places the organism in Eukaryota, Viridiplantae, Streptophyta, Magnoliopsida, Rosales, Rosaceae. Gene Ontology annotation, cellular component: histone deacetylase complex; chromatin. Gene Ontology annotation, biological process: regulation of transcription by RNA polymerase II. Gene Ontology annotation, molecular function: histone H3K9 demethylase activity; chromatin DNA binding; transcription coregulator activity.
CUCUCUAUUUAUAUCGUUACACAGAAUUUCGGGUUCUGCGGAAUCUCUUUCGGCUCUUCGGUUUCAUUCUCUGAUUUUGCAUGCAUUGCAAUCUCCGACCACAUCGUCCCGACACAUUUUCUUAUUACUCCCAAAAUCAACUUAUGUCAUAGAAACUCUAUAUCAUCAUGAAAUGUAACUCCAGCUGAGCUUUUCGGGUUUUGACCGAACCAGCUUUUAAGGUUUCAGUUAUAUUUCAUAGUGAGGUGAGAAUGGAAGUGUUGCAAGUGGGAGAAGGAAGGCCGGGCCAAUAUACUGAUAAAGAUAUUGGUUCUGCUGAGAGAGAGUUUUCGGAGUUAUUGGAGCAUGAAAAAGAGGAGUUACUGCAGGACCUGUCAGAAGAAGAUGAAAAGGUCAAUGAUCGCUUACCUAAGAAGAGACGGUGUAGUGCAGUAAUUGGGUCUUCAAAUGGGAAAAGAAUCAGUAAAAAGCAAGCUGCCUUACAGUAUUACGAGGAUGCCGAGGAGUUGAUGGAUGAAAUGGAGCAUGAUACAGAAAUUGCAUUUAUGAUUAAGUCUAGAGCACGGAGAAGGGGAAGUCCUCGGCGUGGAAGAAUUGACAUAAGUUCUUUAGUGGAUUCAGGAGUUAAAGAUGAGUCGAAGAAUACUACUUGUACUUCAUCUUCAUCGCCACCAUCUUCUCCUAAUUCAUCAGUUUCAGUUUUAAAAUGGGAUCGUGGUAGAUGCACUUCAAGACACAAAAAGCAGGAUAAUGGAGAUGUUUAUUUUAAGUGUCAUCAGUGUAUGCAAGAAUCAAAAAUGAUUGUUUCUUGCUCCAAGUGUAAAAACAACUCUUAUUGUAUCCAAUGUAUCAAGGAAUGGUAUCCUCACAUGAAAGUACAGGAAGUCAAGGAACUUUGCCCAUUUUGCCGCAGAAAUUGCAACUGUAAUGCAUGCCUCCACUCAACUGGCAUGAUUAAGACUUCAAAACGGGACAUAAGUGACUAUGAAAGGACUCAUCUUGUGGCGCAUUUAAUUCGCUCUAUGCUUCCAUUUCUGAAGAAAUUUUCUGAUGAACAAAAGGACGAGAUAGAGAUCGAAGCUAAUAUUCAAGGAGAGUCACCUUCCAACAUUAUAAUAGAACAAACCCUCUGUUUCAAUGAUGAACGUGUCUAUUGCAACCAUUGUGCAACUUCAAUUGUUGAUCUGCAUCGAAGCUGCCCAAAGUGUUCAUAUGAACUCUGUCUAAGUUGUUGUAGAGAAAUUAGGCAGGAAUGCCUUUUAGACCGUGCAGAGGUGAAGUUUCAGUAUAGGAAUAGGGGUUGCGAGUACAUUCAUGGUGGAGAUCCAUCACCUGAAUGUUGUUCUGUAGAAGCUCCAAACAAUCAUAUUGAGCCUGUGACCAGCUGGAAAGCAAAUAAUGACAACAGUAUCACUUGUGCUCUGAAGGAAAUGGGUGGCUGUGGUGAGAGCAACUUAGCUCUGAAGAGAAUCCUUCCUUGUGAUUGGAUCACAAAGUUAGAAGCAAAGGCAAAAACUCUACUAGACAUUUGCGAAACCAAAGACUGUACUUUCAAGCAUGAAUGUGGUGAAACAAGCACUGAUAUGUUGCAAAAAGCAGCUUCUAGGGAGGAUUCUUGUGACAACUAUUUAUACUGUCCAGUUUCAAGGGACACACUUAAAGAAGGAGGUCUUUUGAACUUCAAAAAACAUUGGACGAAUGGCGAACCAGUCAUAGUUAAAAAUGUACUUGAGCAGGCAAAUGGCCUGAGCUGGGAGCCAAUGGUCAUGUGGCGUGCUUUAAGUGAAAAUAUGGAUCCAAAUAGUUCUUCAAAAGAGGUCAAGACCAUUGAUUGCCUGGCUGGCUGUGAGGUGGAAAUUGAUACUCGGGAAUUUUUUGAAGGAUAUACUGAAGGAAGAAUGUAUAAAAAUCUAUGGCCAGAGAUGCUUAAGCUGAAGGAUUGGCCCCCUUCGGAUAUGUUUGAGAAUUUUUUGCCCCGACAUUGUGAUGAAUUUAUUAGUGCCUUGCCAUUUCAAGAGUACACAGAUCCUAGAGCCGGUAUUCUUAACCUUGCUGUUAAAUUGCCACCUGGGGUCUUGAAACCAGACAUGGGCCCAAAAACAUAUAUUGCUUAUGGGCUUGUAGAAGAGCUUGGAAGAGGGGAUUCUGUAACCAAGCUGCAUUGUGACAUGUCUGAUGCGGUUAAUAUUUUAACACAUACAGCAGAAAUAAAACUAAGUGAUGAGCAAAAAUCUGCAAUUUCCAUGCUAAAAGAAUUACAUAGGGCCCAAGACGAGAGAGAGCUUCGUACUUUGGUGAAUUCUGGAGAGUCUGGGGCACAAAUAGGGGAUGAAGAAAUCAUAGAAAACAAUGGCGAUAGGGAAUUCAAGGCUCCUGAAGAUCAUGCGGAUAGCCCCACUCUGUCUGGUUCUCCCUGUGCAGAAGCAGUAGAGCAAACAGGUGGUGCUUUGUGGGACAUUUUCCGUAGGGAAGAUGUGCCCAAAUUGGAGGCUUAUCUGAUGAAGUACUAUAAAGAAUUCAGGCACACGUAUUGUUCAUUAGUUGAACAGGUUAUUCAUCCAAUUCAUGAUCAAUCCUUUUAUUUAACAGUGGAUCACAAAAGGAAGCUUAAGGAAGAAUUUGGAGUUGAACCAUGGACUUUUGUACAAAGCCUUGGAGAGGCUGUAUUUAUACCUGCCGGAUGCCCACACCAAGUUAGGAAUCUCAAGUCCUGUACAAAAGUAGCCGUAGACUUUGUAUCCCCAGAAAAUGUCCAUGAGUGCCUCCGUUUAACUGAGGCCUUCAGACAACUUCCCAAGAAUCAUAGAGCCAGUGAGGACAAACUUGAGAUAAAGAAAAUGAUACUGUAUGCAGUCGACCAAGCUGUUAAAGAUUUGGAAGCCUUGGUGGCGGCCUAACUUUGGCCUAAGUUUGAAAGCUGACAUUCAUUUUUGACAUUUCCAUAUUCCUUGUAAAGUUGGAACAAUUUUUUGCUCCAGUCGUGCUCUCGCCCAUUGUGAUCCAUUGUUGAUCACAUUGUCUUUGUAGUUUUUAGAAUUUGUGCCUUGAGCUUUGACAGUGAAGGUUUGUUGUAUGACCUUCCAAGUAGUGCGUAUGAACAGAAAAUACUACUUGGUUAGUCCUAAGAAGACCUCUUUCUCAACUCCAGAUCUAUUGAAGUCGAAACGACCUGCUUUCAAUUGCCCCUGCAGGCCUGCACGAUGAAUACAAA